UGAUUAAAACAAAACAAAACAAAAAAAAAACAAACAAACAAACAAAACGAUGUCGUUUCUGUAAUUUAAGCCAAGUUUCUUCGUCGGACUCGACAAAGAUGUGCACAUGGAUGAAUUUGGUGGUGACCCAACAAAAUCACAGGACUAUUGGAUUCACAGAAAUGGUGAUCAUAUUUAAUCCCCCUCUUUCCCAAUUCCAUCUUCUAUUCCUAAACCCUAGAUUAUUCACACUCACUAACUCUCUCUCCAUCUCCAAUUACUCUCCACUGCCUGGCUAAAGAAAUUCGACUCUGCACUCUGGACCCAACGUAAUCAAUCAUCUUCUUGACGGUGCUCUCAAGGUUUUGCCUAUUUUGAUUAUUCGUUGCCAACACAUAUAGAAAACACUUAGGAUUGUUGCUCAAAGCUGUUGAUUCCUAUGGAAGGAUUUGGAGGUUUGGGUGUCAGUGAUGGUAACAGUGCAGUAAGGAAAAAGAGGAGUAAUGCUUCCCGUCGUCCUCGAAAUGAAUCAGCAGUGCCUUUGGAUUACCGUGAACACUCAUCUCUAUCAGAUGGCAGCAAAGGAUCAAGCGAUGAAGAUAAUGGUUACGGUGCAGUUACUCGAAAGAAAGAAAUGAAUCUGAACCUGUGUAGCUCUAGGGCCUCAUUUUUUAACAAUGCUGAAUCUGAGUCUUCCAAGAAUGUGAUAAAAAAUGAAGAUGGUGGUCUUCUAGAUUCUGAUGAAGCUUCUAAUAAUGGAUCUUUUCGAGGUAGCAGUAACGAGCAGAAGCAUAAUGGGAUUGAUUCUAAAAGGUGCAGCAAAGGUGUCCUUGCCCCUGCUAAUUGGACAAGCUCAACCAAUGUGGGGCAUUUUGAAUCUAUUUCAGAUGACUUGGAUAAUGAGAAUAAAGUGAAGAAGGUUAAGCUUAAAGUUUGUGGUGUUACGCGAACAAUUCAUGCCAAUUCCAUAUCUGAUGGUGCAUCUGCUGUUGGGUCAUCCACUACAAAAUCUUCCCAUGUUUCAUAUGCCCCCCGGCCUCGACAGAAGAUAAUUCAGGAUUCGGCUGACAAUCACACCUUUACUUCAGAUAAGGGGACUGACCUGUACAGGAGGCUGUGCAAGGAUUCUAGAAAUGUCAUUAAUGCUGGUAAGGAUGAUUCUCCAGGGCCUGAAGAUAAUAUAUAUGCAAAAGAAAUAGGGAAGUAUGAACCUGUUUAUAAGAGCAAGAGGGUUACUAGGAGACGCUUUAUAGAUGAUGCACUGGAUGAAGAGGAGGAUAACAGCUUGGAGGUUCAGUACCUUGAAAAACUCAGAACCUCUAGGACUGCUAGUGAUUAUGAUGAAGAAUACAAAGACGACGAGGAAAGAGACAGUAGGAAACAUAGGAGGAUUUCAAAGGUGUUAAAGAGGAGUUCUGAUCGCCAAUAUGAUUUAGAUAUGGGAGACUAUGGCUCAUCGAGAUUGAGGAGGGACGCUAAGAAGUCCAGAUCAGGAAGAAUAUCAGAUGAUACUGAUUAUGUAGAGGAGGAAUAUUCAAUUUCAGAUGAUGAGCCCAAUAGCAAGAGGAGAAAACCAAGAAGGGAGUCCAUCAAUUCAAUUGUCGAUAAUAAAAAGGAAAUGACAGUGACUACCCGUCAAAGAGCCCUUCAAACUGGAAAAGAUGUAUCUUCCAGCUUAGAUGCAAAUCUUAUCGAGUUUCCAAAUGGGUUGCCACCUGCUCCACCAAGAAAACAAAAGGAGAAACUCACUGACGUAGAGCAGCAACUGAAGAAAGCGGAGGCUGCUCAGAGACGCAGGAUGCAAGUAGAGAAGGCUGCCAGGGAAUCUGAGGCAGAGGCAAUCAGAAAGAUCCUAGGCCAAGAUUCUAGUAGGAAGAAAAAGGAAGACAAAAUUAAGAAACGGCAAGAAGAUCGUGCACAGGAGAGGGCUGCAAAUUCUAUGAUAAUUGCAUCAGACUCAGUUAGAUGGGUGCUAGGUCCUUCAGGAACUGUAGUGACAUUUCCCAACGAAAUGGGACUGCCAACUAUAUUCAACUCCAAGCCAUGCAAUUAUCCGCCUCCUCGGGAGAAAUGCGCCGGUCCAUCUUGUACAAACUCUUAUAAGUACCGUGAUUCAGAAUCGAAGCUACCCCUAUGCAGUCUUCAGUGCUACAAGGCAGUACACGAAAAGAUGUCACCUUUAACAACUUGUUAAAUGUGUGGCAUUUGGUCAUUUGGUUAGCUCUGUUAUAAUCAAAUAAGAAGUAUUUGUGUAAAUAGUAGCUACUCUUAUAUGUACCAGCUAAUUGUCAGUUAUAGUUACUUGUUGCAGAGAAACCGUUCAAAUAACAGACAACGGUUUUAUAGUUGUGAUACUUGGAAUAAGUUACAGAGUUGGAAAUUGGAAUAUAAUAUAAACACAUGUGGUUUCUUAGUAAAAGUAAUUAUAAAACCAGAUGCCUCUUGAUCCA
Molecule: messenger RNA, 2429 nt
Organism: Cannabis sativa
Lineage: Eukaryota; Viridiplantae; Streptophyta; Magnoliopsida; Rosales; Cannabaceae
Exons: 7
Coding region: 419-2173 (584 amino acids)
Biological process (GO): chromatin remodeling
Cellular component (GO): Ino80 complex
Source: RefSeq, a predicted model, not a curated record